Prunus avium (sweet cherry) is the source of this 861-nucleotide messenger RNA. RefSeq lists its product as uncharacterized. The record is from RefSeq and is a predicted model, not a curated record. NCBI's taxonomy places the organism in Eukaryota, Viridiplantae, Streptophyta, Magnoliopsida, Rosales, Rosaceae.
UCUCUGGUUCUCUAGGAAUCAAUCUUCAAAGAAAUUGAGAUGGGAGUGGUUGUUUAUCUAGACACCAUUUUGGUCCCCUUGAGCCUCUUUCUCACAGUAGGCUACCAUGCCUAUCUCUGGCACAACUUCAAGAACAAACCCUCUCACACCACAAUUGGGAUCAACAUGUUGAAGAGGAGAGCAUGGUUUCUAGAGCUAAAUGGGGGAGAUGACAAGAAAGGCAUGCUGGCAGUCCAAAGCUUGAGAAACACUCUGAUGGGCACAACACUCACAGCCUCCAUAGCAAUUCUUAUUGAAGUCUCAUUGGCAGCUCUCAUAAACAACGGCUAUAGCGCAACCCACCUCUUCAGCCAUGCAUUUUUUGGGUCACAAUCUACAAUGAUUUUUGCUCUGAAAUAUGGCUCAGCAGCAUUGUCCUUGGCAGUGAGCUUCUUGUGCAGCUCCAUGGCAAUUGGGUUUUUGAUUGAUGCCAAUUUCUUGAUAAAUGCAUCUGGUGAUCAUGAGUUCACGUCUUCUGGACACAUAAGAACCAUAUUUGAGAAAGGCUUCAUUCUGGCUCUCGUGAGCAGCAGAAUGCUCUGCAUCACUUUUCCCAUGCUGCUGUGGAUGCUUGGUCCUGUCCCAGUUUGGUUGUCAUCUCUUGCUCUGGUUUGGGGGCUUUAUGGGCUUGAUUUUGUUGGGAAGUUGUCGAAAGGCAACAAGCAAAGUCUCAGUUGAAGACUGAGGAGAAAAUAUAUACAUAAAUGUUUUUGUAGUGAUUUUGAUUUUUAUGUUAUGCUGCAAAUAUUUGGGACUUUAGUGUUUCCUGGUGCUCAGUUUGUAUCUUUUUUGUGUUAAUAAUAGGCCAUAAUAAAAUUACUA